Closterium sp. Naga37s-1 is the source of this 6441-nucleotide messenger RNA. NCBI's taxonomy places the organism in Eukaryota, Viridiplantae, Streptophyta, Zygnematophyceae, Desmidiales, Closteriaceae. The record is from the annotation of a GenBank genome assembly.
AUGGACCUUUGCGAACAUGCUCCUCCAUCCACCAAGUUCGUCGAUCUUCCUCUCAUCGCCUCUCUGCUCCUCCCCAUCCCUCCCUCCGUCAGUUCAGGGAUUACCCUCCCUUCUUCUACCCCUUCUCGACUUAAAACCUUUUCCAACCCCCACCCCAUCCCCAACCUUUCCCCCCUAUUCACCUGCCCCCCCCUCCCCCCUCUUCUCCCAACCCCCCAACAGCUGGGGCAGGCCCUGAGCACGCGCCCCGACAUCCUGCCGCCAGAGUACUGCGCUGAGCUGGCGCUGCUGCAGGAUCGCAUGGCGCCCUUCCCCUGCCACGUGGCACUUGCUACAGUGCAGCGCGAGCUGGGAGUGCCGCCCAGCGAGCUCUUUGCUGAGUUCAGCCCGGCUCCUGUGGCUGCUGCAUCACUCGGGCAGGUGUAUAAAGCCCGUCUGCGAUCAGGCGAGUGGGUGGCAGUGAAGAUCCAACGGCCAGCAGUGCAGCAACAGAUCGCCCUGGACUCUCUCGUGGUGCGCCGCGUGGCAGCGCUGCUGCAGCCUCUAGUGCACGGCAGAUCUGAUCUCGUUGCCAUCGCCGACCAGCUGGUGUGCCGCAUGUUCGAUGAGGUGGACUACGAGCAGGAGGGGCGCAAUGCAGAGCGCUUCCAAGCGCUCUAUGGCGACCAUCGGCCCGCCGAUCAAGGGCAAUCGCAAUCGCAAACCUCUCAGGGCAUGCGCCGCGGCCUUGUGAAGGUUCCAAGAAUCUUCUGGAAGUACUCCAGUCGGCGCGUGCUCACAAUGGAGUGGAUCGACGGCAUCAAGCUCACGGACCGUGCAGGGCUGCUGCAAGCCGGCCUCAACACACAGUUCGUUGUGGACUUGGGCGUGCUCUGUUCGCUGCGCCAGCUGCUGGAGGAGGGGUUCUUCCACGCGGACCCACAUCCGGGCAAUCUGGUGGUGACACGUGGCGGCCAGCUGGCGUACUUUGACUUUGGCAUGAUGGGCGAGUUGCCACCUCAGCAGCGAAUCAGCAUCAUCCGCGCCGUGGUGCACUAUGUGAAUCGCGACGCCCAGGGCCUAGCGCAAGACUUUCGGGCGCUGCACUUCAUUCCGCCAGAGGCAGACGUGGCGCCCGUUGCUGCAGCGCUUGCAGAGGUGUUCCGGGAGGGGGAGGCGAGGAAAGGGGACAGCAUGAGUGGCAGCACGAGUGGCAUGGACUUUCAGGGAGUCAUCCUGCGUCUCUCCUCUGUGAUGUACCGCUUCCGCUUCAGCCUGCCACCGCACCUCUCCCUCGUUGUGCGCGCCCUUGGCUCGCUAGAAGGCACGGCAACGACUCUCGAUCCCAACUUCAAGGUGGUGGCAACAGCAUACCCAUUCAUCAUAGCGCGGCUUCUCUCAGACCCUUCACCGGACAUGCGGGCCAUUCUGCGCCAGAUGCUGCUCUGGCCCUCGGGUGCCAUUCGAUGGCAGCGCCUGCAGCGACUGGCGUCCGUGCUUUCCAAGCCAUCCCCACAUCCCUCCUCUGGGGUGGACUCGAACCCCCCAAGAGAACCCCAGGAGGGGCGGACAGAAGCGCAGGUUUCAGCAGAGGCAGAGGAGAGGGAUGGUGCAAGGGGAUCACCUAAGGAAGCGGAGCGGGCAGCGUUGGGUGGAGAGGAGAGGCACGGGGGACAACAGAGGGAUGAGCUGAGGGAGGGGGUGGAUGAGGCAGCAGUAGUGGCAGCAGCGGGGGAAGACGGGAGGACUGGUUUCAGGGCUUCACUAAAGGACAAGGAGAGAGCAGCAGUGGGUGGGGAGGAGAGGCAGGGGCGGCGACAGAGGGAUGAGCUGAGGGAGGGGGUGGAUGAGGCAGCAGUGGUGGCAGCAGCGGGGGACUUCGUGGCGUAUGUGAUGUCUGCUGAGGGCAGCAGCACAAGAGGGUGGCUCGUGCUUGAUGCAGUGGCUGCUGGGCAGCAAUGGAUGGACGAGAGGGUUGUGUUGGCUGGGAGUGGGUUUGGAGAGCGAUGGGUGGAGGAGGAGAUAGGGAGGAGGGAGGGGAAGGGUGAGCGAGGAGGGGAGGGAGAGUUGAGACAGGAGGAGAGGGGAGAGAGCGGAGGAGAGGGAGAGGUGAGGCAGGAGGGGAGGGAAGGGAGUGGAGGGGAGGGAGGAUCGGGGGGUAGCAGGGUGAGUAGAUCUGCUGUGGUUGGAGCACGGCAAGAAGCAAGCCAUGUGAUGGCAGAAGGGAGAGAGAGAGGAGAGCCUGGCGUGAAACAUGACAGCAGAUCCAGUGCAAGAAAGGAAGAGGCUCCUCCUGUGGACCCCCUGGGAGCACUGGCAGCAGCGGUGCAGCGAGCACCAGAGCUGUGGGUGCCGCUGCUGGUGGAGACAGCAGGCAGGGCGGAGGCGAGGGAGAUGGCCGGCAGGGUGGUGCGAGGGGUGGCCGUUCAUGCUGCAGACUCUGCUGUGGAAAAUGCGCUGCUUGCCUGCGUGCCACGCUGCACAGAUGAGCACAGCGUUACCCUACAUGCCCCUUCCCCACCACAGCCCUCCCCCCCUCUUCCUCUCCCCUUUCCCCUCUUUCCCCUCUCUACCACACGUUCAAUCGACACCACUGACCCUGCGGAGGUGUAUGACGUGGACGGGUUCAGUGUGCCGCCCAGCACGAUCGCGGCGCUGAAGGCGGGUGGCAAGAAGGUGGUGUGCUACUUCAGCUUCGGCAUCUUCGAAAGCUACCGCCCCGACUCUGACAGCUUCCCCAAGCGCGUCAAGAAGGGCCGAGUGUGCCAGGUGAGUGGGAGGCAUGGGGGCAAAGAGAAGGGUUGUGUCUUUGGCACGUUCGAGAGCUACCGCCCCGACUCUGACAGCUUCCCCAAGCGCGUCAAGAAGGGCAGAGUGUGCCAGUGGUGGCCGGGGGAGCGAUGGCUGGAUGUGAAGGACCCGGUGGUGAAGCAAAUCAUGGAGAAGCGCGUUCAGGUGGGUGCAGUGCAGGUGGGUGCAGUGCAGGUGGGUGCAGUGCAGGUGGGUGCAGUGCAGGUGGGUGCAGUGCAGGUGGGCGUCGCACCUCAAGUGGAAAGAGGUGGAUGCAGUGUGACUUCCUUCCCCUGCACGCUCAUUGCCUCCCCCACCGUCCACUUAGCUUCUUCCUUUGCUGGCCAACCUGCCAAAACCCCCACCACCUCAUCCUCCACUUCCGCUUCUGCUGCUGCUGCUACACCCGCAGGUGCCCCCACCUUCUCUUCUUUCCCUUCCCCUUCUGCUGCUGCUGCUACAUACGCCUGUGCCCCCACUUUCUCUUCUUUCCCUUCCUCUUUUGCUGCUCCUGCUACACACGCCUGUGCCCCCACCUUCUCUUCUUUUCUUUCCUCUUCUGCUGCUGCUGCUACACACGCCUGUGCCCCCACCUUCUCUUCUUUCCCUUCCUCUUCUGCUGCUGCUGCUACACAUGCCUGUGCCCCCACUUUCUCUUCUUUCCCUUCCUCUUCUGCUACUGCUGCUACACACGCCUGUGCCUCCACCUCCUCAUCCUCCACUUCUACUUCCGUUGCUGCUGCUACACACGCCUCUCUCGAUCAUUUCCUUCCCUGGCCGCCCUUGCUCCCCCAGCGCCUACCCCUGACUGCUGCUGCCUUCUCUGCCAUGUCGUACUUAGGCUCUUUCCCCCCUCUCUCUCUCGAGCCUCCCCAUAUCUCUCCGAUCCCCACCCUGGUCUCUCCCUCGUUUCAGGGGAAUAUUCUUCCCAGCGCCCCUCCCUUCGACCUGAUUCCUGGCGUGGCUGCCUAUCACACUCUUCUCCAUCAACGCUCUCUGUGUCAUGCAUCCUACUCUGUCGCCUAUGCUGUCCCUCAUCUCUCUUUCUCUGCCCCCUGUUGUUCUGCUUCUCCCUCUUCACAUCAAAUUCCCUACGUCCCUCUUGCCUUCCCUUGUACCCCUCUUCAGGUACCUCCCUUGGCAGUGCAUUCCGCCCCCGCAGCUCCCGUCUACCCUCUUCCUCUUCUUCGUCCCACGGCUCCGGAGAUCGCCGAACUCCCAUCGCCAUACGCCUCCUCCACUCAGCUCUGUCGCGCGAUCAUUCUCCUUGCUCCUGCGGCGCCUCACGCCCCUCCUGCGCAGCUCCUCUGGCGCGCGAUCUGCAUCCGCGCUGUUCCCCUGGCCCCUCGCGCCACUCCCGCGCACCUCCUCUGGCGCGCGUUCUGCAUCCGCGAUGUUCCCAUGGCACCUCGCAUUGCCCCCACACAUUUCGUCCGCCGAGCGACCUGCAUCCGCGCUCCCGCGGUGCCUUACGCUGUUCCCACGCAUUUCGCCCGCCGAGCGACCAGCAUCCGCGCUCCCGCGACGUUUUGCCCCGCCUCCGCGCAUCCCUACCGGCGAGCCAUUUUCGCCUGCGUCGUUGCUCCCUUUGUCGCGCUCUUCUUCCACGACUUCUUCCUCAUCACCACCUUCCGAGAUCUCUUCUGCUUCCUCGCCGUUGGCCUCCUUUGCCAACUCCGACGAGUCCACCACGUCCGCGUCGUAGGGACGCCUUCCACCCUCUCCUUGCUGGCCACCUGCCAGAUUCCAAGGGCUGAUGUUGGACGGUUGAGGCCUGGGCUCCGAUCCCGCGUGCAGACCUGCCUCGCCUCCAUCUCGGCGCCCGUCAAACACCAGCUCCCUAGCAGCGCGCAAGGGGUGUGUGUGGCAGUGUUUCGCCGGACAACAUCGCCACCCACAGCAACAACCACCCCAGCAGUACCCUCCCCCCAGUUCACCAAUACGCCUCUCCUCACCGCCUCUCCCUGCUUUGUGCCCACAGCUAGCAGCCAGCUGCGAUGGCAUAGAGCCUGGCAACGAUACCCGCAACAACACCCUCCUCCCAUGUCAGCAAUUCUCCUCCUCGCCGCGUUUCUCCUCUUCAUCCCGCAGCUAGCAGCGAGCAAGGGGUGUGACGGCAUAGAGCCAGACAACAUCGACGCGUACAGCAACCGCCUCAACGUGUGGCUGCCGCCCUUCUCCAGGAGUGUGCGCAUCAGCAAGAAUGACCAGAUGCGGUACAACUCUUGGAUCGCAGACACCGUGCACAGAGGAGAGGGUCGCAAAAUAAUCGCUCACCACCCCUUCCCUCCCUCCCCUUCCCUCCCUCCCCUUCCCUCCCUCCCUUCCCUUCCCUCCCUCCCCUUCCCUCCCUCCCCUUCCCUCCCUCCCCUUCCCUCCCUCCCCUUCCCUCCCUCCCCUUCCCUCCCUCCCCUUCCCUCCCUCCCCUUCCCUCCCUCCCCUUCCCUCCCUCCCCUUCCCUCCCUCCCCUUCCCUCCCUCCCCUUCCCUCCCUCCCCUUCCCUCCCUCCCCUUCCCUCCCUCCCCUUCCCUCCCUCCCCUUCCCUCCCUCCCCUUCCCUCCCUCCCCUUCCCUCCCUCCCCUUCCCUCCCUCCCCUUCCCUCCCUCCCCUUCCCUCCCUCCCCUUCCCUCCCUCCCCUUCCCUCCCUCCCCUUCCCUCCCUCCCCUUCCCUCCCUCCCCUUCCCUCCCUCCCCUUCCCUCCCUCCCCUUCCCUCCCUCCCCUUCCCUCCCUCCCCUUCCCUCCCUCCCCUUCCCUCCCUCCCCUUCCCUCCCUCCCUUCCCUUCCCUCCCUCCCCUUCCCUCCCUUCCCUUCCCUCCCUCCCCUUCCCUCCCUCCCCUUCCCUCCCUUCCCUUCCCUCCCUCCCCUUCCCUCCCUCCCCUUCCCUCCCUCCCCUUCCCUCCCUCCCUUCCCUUCCCUCCCUCCCCUUCCCUCCCUUCCCUUCCCUUCCCUCCCUCCCUUCCCUUCCCUCCCUCCCUUCCCUUCCCUCCCUCCCCUUCCCUCCCUCCCCUUCCCUCCCUCCCUUCCCUUCCCUCCCUCCCCUUCCCUCCCUUCCCUUCCCUUCCCUCCCUCCCUUCCCUUCCCUCCCUCCCUUCCCUUCCCUCCCUCCCCUUCCCUCCCUCCCCUUCCCUCCCUCCCCUUCCCUCCCUCCCCUUCCCUCCCUCCCCUUCCCUCCCUUCCCUUCCCUCCCUCCCCUUCCCUCCCUCCCCUUCCCUCCCUUCCCUUCCCUCCCUCCCCUUCCCUCCCUCCCCUUCCCUCCCUCCCCUUCCCUCCCUUCCCUUCCCUCCCUCCCCUUCUCUCCCGCCUCCCUUCAACAGGCACGGCAUGAGUGUGGGUCUCACGAACACCCUCACCAUUGCACGGGCGGUCAGUGGCUGCCCCUUCCCUUCCCCGUCCAUGUGUCCAUCCCCCCCACGUGGAACAGGCACGGCAUGAGUGUGGGUCUCAAGAAUGCGUUGACUAUUGCAGCGGCGCUGGUCUCCAAGUUUGACUGGGCGCUGGUGGAGGAGUGUAACGCGUUCAGUGACUGGAGUGGUGGGGAGUGGUACAAGGGCAAGUACGAGUGUGACUAUGUGAAUGUGUUUAUCAAGGUGAGAGGAGAGAAAGGGGAGGGUUGGAGGAGGGAUGGCGGGGAGGGGAGUGCAGCACCUUUUCAGACUGCUCCCCUUUCCUAA